AUGAUGGCGAUGAAAGUAGUUUUUGUCGGAGACGUAUCAAAAUGAAAAGCGUCCCUCCAUUUCCCUAUGCAUACGCAUUGUCCCAUUUGCGUCGCUGGUGAAGUAGGAGUUGUGUAAAAUACACAAUUAAGCUAAAGGGAUACGGAAAAACCAAAAUCGAGUAUUGGCAGGCAUGGAAAAGCGUAGGCGUUGCAUGCUGAGCAUGACCGCGACCCACUGCCACUGGCUGCGUUCGCGUUGUACAUAAUAGCACGACAAAUUGCCUGGAGAUUAGGUCGCGAAUGUGCAGUCUUCUUUUCCUGUGGCAAGAAUACCGUUCGAUUUGUGUACGCAAAUCAGCAUGAUAGAUCUCCCUUCUCAGCAUCAGGAACAACAAGGGGGAUGGCUCCUCAGGAUAGGCCGCCAACGUUGGAAAGACCGCCUUGUUUGAGAAGUGGAAGACCGGCGAAACGCCGCUGGAUACCGAAGCAACGAUUGGCAUCGAAUUUGAGCGGCGCCCAGUGACUUUAUCGAGGUAUAACUCCUAUUGCUGAGCUGCGGAAGUUAAAACUUUGCGACGGGGAGGAAAAUUGCCCACGCCGAAAAUUAUUUGCCCGUUUUCAAACUUUCCAAAGCUGUCGCGAUUUGCGAAAUCGGCCAACGGCCAACGGCGAACGGCCAACGACGAAUCGCCCAAGUCCCAUGGCAAACGGCGAAUCGCCCAACGGCGAAUCGCCCAAGUCCCAUCGCAAACGGCGAAUCGCCCAACGGCGAAUCGCCCAAGUCCGAUCGCAAACGGCGAAUCGCCCAAGUCCCGCCGCAACGGCAACUCGAAACAUUUUGCAACUCCAAAUAUUUUGCAACUCGAAAUAUUUUGCAACUCCAAACAUUUCGCAACUUCAAAUAUUUUGCGGCUCAAAAUAUUUCGCAAGUCCAAAUAUUUUGCAACUCAAAAUAUUUCGCAAGUCCAGAUAUUUUGCAACUCAAAAUAUUUCGCAAGUCCAAAUAUUUCGCAACGCAAAAUAUUUUGCGACCCAAAAUAUUUCGCGACCCAAAAUAUUUUGCGGCCCAAAAUAUUUCGCGACCGAAAAUAUUUUGCGACCCCAAAUGUUUUGAAAUCCCCGAAAAAUAUUUUCAGGCGAAAAUAUUUUGCAACAAUCUCCCAAAACCCUGUAUCCCCGGUUUUGCAGCUUGGGGAAAGCGGGAAGCACGGGGAAAGCGGGAAGCACGGGGAAAACAGGAAACACCGCCGGGGAAAACGGGAAACACGGGGAACGCGGGAAAUACAGGGAAAGCGGGAAACACAGGGAAAGCGGGAAGCACGGGGAAAGCGGGAAACACGGGGAAGGCGGCAAGCCCGGGGAAUGCGGGAAGCACGGGGAAAGCGGGAAACACGGGGAAAGCGGGAAGCGCGGGGAAGGCUGGAAGCAGGGGGAAAACGGCAAGCACGGGGAAAGCGGGAAGCGCGACGGAGGCGGGAAGCACGGCAGAAGCGGGGAGCACGGGGAAAGCGGGGGGCACGGGGGAAGCGGGAAGCACGGGGAAAGCGGGAGGCACGGGGAAAAUAAGCGGGAAGCAUAGGGAAAGUGGGAAGCACGGGGAAAACGGGAAGAAGCACGAGAAAGGCGGGGAGAACGGGGAAAGCGGGAAACACGGGGAAAGCGGGAAGCACGGGGAAAACGGGAAACACGGGGAAAACACGACGGAGGCACGGGCGGGGGGCGCAAAGAAGGCGGGGGGCAUGGGGAACGCCGCCGGCGGCCACGCCCCAGGCGAGCAGCUGCCCACCACCCUCCCCCGGCGCCCUCCCUCUGUUCGCGAAGGGGAAACCGCGCCCCAGCGCCAGGUUUGCAGGCGAGCAGCUGCCCACCACCCUCCCCCGGCGCCCUCCCUCUGCUCACGAGGAGACCGGCAGAGGGCGCCACCGUCCGCCGCCUCUGUCUUGGACGGUGCGCGCGAGGGAGGGAAGCAGGCGGGGGCGGAGCAGAUUAUUGCAUGCGAGCUAACGCGGGAAGCGCCGUCGUUGUCCGGGGGUGCUGGGGGAGGGUGGUGGGCCCCUGCGCCUGGGGGGCAAUGUAUGAAUGAAUGCCCCGCCCCGGCCCCCGUCCUGCCUCCAUCCACGCGCAGGGCAGGGGCCCCCGCUCUGCAAGGCUGCGCGCGGGAGAAGGGCGGCCGGGAGGAGCACCAAGGCGCGCAGGGGCAGCCGGGGCACAAAGGCAGGCGGCACGAACGGGCCACGCCGCAAACGCGCGGGCGGGGCGUCACGCGCCCACGCCUCGCAGGGCGCGGACUGUUCCUUUGCCUCCUUCCCCCGUCCACUGGCGCCCGCCCGCAGCCGCGCUUUGCGUUGUUGCUUGGGCCUAAGGCUUGCCGCCACGCAAACGCGCGCCCCAUGCGGGUGGGGUCCUCGCGCUCGCGCAGAGACUGGAACCACGGGCGCCAUGGCGCUCCGCCUUCGUUCUUUCAGCAAGAAGCGGCGCAGAUGCCUGGCCCCACCCUGCAUCAAAAACUUUUUCCCUUGCCCACCCUCUGGCGUUUUUCUUUCCCCCCUGUCCACUCGUUCACCCUCCCACUACGCGACAUAAGCUGCGGCCUUGUAACAGUAACUAAGCAGCUCAGGCGCAGUGUCAUAGCGUAGUAGUGCUCAGUUUCUAAGGCGGUCGUGGCGGCAUCUUCACUUUCACACGACCUGGAAGCAUUACAACAAAACUCGUGAUGAACGUGAAGAGUUCCAUGUCCAUCAGCACCAGCUCGAUUUUUCGAGCAAUCUAUGGCUACAUUUUUACAUUUCGCAUCAAAUUGGUGAUUUUUUUAAAGUUGGAUUUGCCCUCGUCUCCCUCUAGUAUCUGCUGCUGGAACCGAAUUCGGGUUCGCCGCACAGGGAACCACUAGCUUUUGUUGUUGACCUUGAUAGACAAUUCCCAAAGACUACUUGCCGACAUCGUUCGCAAGUUCCUCGAGCCCAAGCCGUAGCGGAAUUAUCACUACUGGAGCGCAGCAGGCCGAACAAGAUGAAAAGGGGCAAGCGGUGAUGCUCACGGUCUGGGACACAGCGGGCCAGGAGAAGUUUCGAUCGAUGGCAACUCACCACUAUCGGGGGACGGCGGGCGCCUUACUGGUGUACGACAUCACGGACGAAGAAACUUUCGACAACCUGGCGACCCGAUGGAAGCCAGAGGUCGUGCAGCUUGCCGUUGAGAAUGUGGUACUAGCGGUUGUAGCCAACAAGUGCGAUCUUCAGACUGCUAAGAAAUGCACCUAGUAGGGAGGCCGCAGCGACAAGAGCUGCAGUAGACUCUUCUCAAUCAUCCACCGCAUCGACAAGUGUUAUUUUCUGUACCAAUGGGAAAUAGAAUACAAAUAAUGCCCAAGGAAGGAAGAUCGUGAUCGUCGGUCUCAGUAUAUUCUUGUACUACUAUGAAUGAAUGUAUACGGUUGGAGUAGAGAGAGAAAAAGCAUGCAGAUAAACGACACAGUCAAAAUUGCCCAGCGGCUUCUUUACUUGUUUUGACAACGACAACGGUGACACCGGGUAAGGCAAUGGUAGAAAGAGGGCGGGCAUUUGCGAAGCAAAAUGGAUGCCUUUUUUUCGAAACCAGCAGCCAUUGGGACCGUGAGAUGGUUUCAUCUACCUCCGCUGCCGCGAAGACGCCCCCCUCGUCGGAGGCAGGGAUCGAAACCAUUCUGCAGCGCGUCGGAGCCGAAAUCUUACGGCAAAACGUCGGGAAGUGUGCUUCAUCGGGGGGCUUACGCCUCACUGCAGGUGCGGGGUGCAACCAAGAGCUACUAAAUGGUUGUGCGUGUUAAAGCUCCGUCAAAGUCAAACAAAGACACAGGGAACCGCAAACCUCAAGAACUAAGACCCUGCUACUGAAUGGCGCAUGUUGCUGCAGCAGGUAGCACUUUUUUCUGUGAGAGGUGCAUUUCUUGCGCGAAUUAAUAUUUUAUAUCCUUAUCCAGCACCACAAAAUCCAACAUGGAACACAAAGAUAUCAUCAGCAU
Molecule: messenger RNA, 3981 nt
Organism: Amoebophrya sp. A120
Lineage: Eukaryota; Dinophyceae; Syndiniales; Amoebophryaceae
Source: the annotation of a GenBank genome assembly